AUGGAUAAUUCUCAGGUUUACAGUGACGAUGUUGUAAACAUUGCAAAUUCUCUGUUGAAUGACUUGAAGAAUAGCUAUCAAACUUGGGAAGACCUUGUAUCAAAAUGUGGGAAAUUUCACUCAGCUUUAAAAGCUGCGACGCAGGCGUCAUCUGCCUUCCUUGAUGCCUUUCAGAAAGUGGCCGACUUAGCAACAAAGACCUAUGGUGGUAGUAAAGAAAUUGGUGCUUGUCUUACUCGAUAUUGCAUGCGUCAGAAAAGUCUUGAAUCUAAAGUGAAGUCCAUGAGCAAUCACUUAGUUACCAGCCUUGCCAACCCCCUCAGUUCAAAGGUGGAUGAAUGGCGGCGUAACUUGUAUCAGUUGGAAAAAGAUAGAACUCGUCAAACAAAAAGAGUCCGUGCAGAAUUAAAGAAAGCUGUGGCUGAAGCACAAAAGUGGGAGAAAAAAGCUGCUAAAAUUGGCAUUAUUGGCAGUGGUGGUGUUGGACCUGGUGUGGGCCAUGGUAUUAUACCUUCAUCAAAUCUUGCGUGUUCCAAUUCUGAAUCAAAUGCCAUAAACAUACAGGCUGCGAAAGCUGCGCGGGAGGUCGGAAUUAAGAAGGAGCUAGUUGAAAACACUGAAAAAUCUGCCAUUCGUCUGUUACUGCUUGAAGAACGAAGUCGGUUCUGUUUCUUUGUUUCCUGUCUCCUUCCAAUCCUCGAAUGCCAAUCAAGUAUGUUAAACGAAAUAGCCACCAUGGAUGAACUUAUUCGAGCAUUAACAAAGGAAACUGAAUACCCAAAUCAGUUGGUUGAAGAUGUUGAGUCGAUUGUGUUGAGAAUGGGACGACGUGAUAUCUCAGUUUCUUCUCGAGGGAGUAAUAAAACUAUGUCAUUAUUUGUAUCUGACUCUGGAGAUAAGACGAGUACUAGUAAUGAGGUUUUAGGUGGCUUAUACAUGACUAAUGGUAAUCGAAGUUGUGUUACUUCAAGUGAUACGGAAUCUGGUCGUCAUGGUGCUGAUAUGAUGUUACCAUUUCAACUUCGUCGAGAUACCAAUUCAGUUGGCCGGUGCAAUUCUGUAUGUGACAGUGGAGAUAUUUCACUAUGUGGAACAAGUUCACAUAGCGGAAGUGGUGGAAGUAAUUGUCCGUCUCUUUUAUCUCCUGUUCGUCACAAUAUCGCUCGUUUGGGCAGUCGUGAGUCAAGCCUUAUGUCCGUGGAUAGUGCAGCUUCUGGAAGUGGAAAUGCAAAUCCCUCAUAUUCUAUUGGAAUAUCGAAUACAAACAUGAUGCAUUCUGAUUCCGAGGAGAAUCAGUUCAAAACUUUGUGUAGACCAGGUCAUUGUCGUGCUGCAAGCAAUGGAGAUACUGAUUUUCCAAAACAUUUAAAAAAUGGUUUCCGUUACGACAGACCAGAUUGUAUGAUAGCAAAAUCAAUGAUUGCUUUUAAUCCGCAAGCCGAAAUAUCUGAAAGUAUAACUACGAAUGGUAAGAGUUGUCCAGUGAAUAAUGAUGCAGAACAUAAAAAUGCGAAUGAAGAUGUAAUGGAAACUCACUCUUGCCUGGAUCAUGAUGAGAGUAAUGGUGGCAGUGAUGACGAUGCGGAGGAGGAGGAGGAAGAUGAUGGCGGUGGUGAAGAUGGAGGAGAAUAUGUCGAAGUUGGCGGUAAAACGACACAUUUACCUGAUGAAUCCACAUCUGUCUUGUCGGGUAAUUUGAGUCAGCAGUACUCAUUGGAUAAUUAUACACCUAAUACAAGUGGUCCUGGCGGUGGUGGUGGUAGUGGUGAUCCUUCAGUACCAAGCAAUGGACGGCAUACAAUUAGUUCUGCAUACGAACGUGGAUGUCAUGCGCCUACACGUGCUUCUAUAACUGCUUUGUCUUUCAAUCCACCUGUUGGAAAAGCUUCAUCUAAGGACAGUGGUGUUGACUCGUCAGCUGUACUGUAUCCAAAACAAGCUGUACCGCCACCAGUCUAUACAAAUCUUACCCAACUGACGCAUGCAGCUCAACGGAAAUUCUCUAUGUCACAAUUGCCUAUUGUUCAUUCUUAUGAAAAUGUUGACAACACCUUGGAAAGACUACAGUAUGUUAAAAGUGAUCUAAAGACUAAUUGUCAUCAUUUCCCGCAUCAGUUAGCGCAUCCCAAUUCUAUUCCAACAAGUACAUCACAAAAUCAAGCUAUGAAUAGUGCUCAACAAAUUAAUAAUGCUACUACUACUGCUACAGCUACUAGUAACAACACUAAUGGUAAUUGGUCAGUUACCAGUAGUCUGAGUAAACUUAAUCUGAAUGAUUCUGAAUUAAAUCAAUCACGUGGUGAAGAGAAAUAUGCUAAUCCAUCGGGAUUACUACAAUCUAAAGUGGAUAAAUUGUCCAGUAAUACUAGCCUGUCUAGCUCAUGUUUCAGUUCAAAGCACCAAUUGGAUGGUGUUUCAAUCUCUGGGAGUACUUCAGUUGCUUCUGGGGCUGUUGGUAAUAUGCCGUCUUGUCAUCAAACAAAUGGAGCAGAUCCAUUCAGUAUGGAAAUGGAAGAACUUGAUCAAAUGCUACCAGGGUCGAGUCGAGGUUCAUCUCUUACAAUGGCCAGUUCAACUACUAAUGACUCCUUGCCUAGUUCAAAUGGCAGUCCAGCACUAGUCAGCUAUCAUGCCAAUGCUAGACGAUCAAUCCCGUCGAAUCCACCGUGUUCUCAGAGUUCUUUAGUCAAUGAACAGUUGUUAGAGAAUAAAUUACACUAUGCAACUCCUGUGAUUCCAAGCUCCUCUCAAUGCUGCUCCCCUGCCAGUCAAGUGUCUAGUCUUCUAAGACACAGCGAAAAUCUCCCCAUUGCAAAUUCAUCGUCGCUACCGCCCGCUCCUCCACCACCACCACCAUUACCGGUAUUCUCAAUACCAUCGUCAACAACCUUAUCAUCGUCAUCUUAUUCACCGAUUGAAGUGAAUCCUGCGAACUCUCCGUGUUACAAUGUUAAAUCGAGUACAGCUGAUUCAGUUUCGGUUGAAACAGCUAAUCUUAUGUCUGAAUUAUCUUCUCAAUUAGCACAACUUGCUGCACGUUCAAAUGACAUCCACUAUUCACCAGCAAAAACAAAUCGUAUUAGUACUGUGAAUAAUAAUGAAAGUGAUAAAGAAUAUGUAAAAUAUGAUGAAUUUGAUUUACCGCCCCCACCGCCAUCAUCAAUGUUCAAUGAUGAAUUGUGUUGUUACACCGGUCAAAUAAAACAAAACUACCCCCUAAAUCAACAGCUAACCGAUGUGACAGUGGCAAUGACAGCAACGCCGUCGACUACAACUGGUACUGUUACUCCUGUUGUUGCAUCUGGUACUCCUACAACUGCGACCAGCGCCACGAAAGAUGAUCAGGAAGAGGAGUCAAGUGAAAAUUUAUCACCAUUUCUGUUAGCGCUUAAACAAAGUGUAAAGCAACGAGCCAAUCGUUUAGCUAAUCAAAACUCAAUAGUUAACUGA
Trichobilharzia regenti is the source of this 3450-nucleotide messenger RNA. NCBI's taxonomy places the organism in Eukaryota, Metazoa, Platyhelminthes, Trematoda, Strigeidida, Schistosomatidae. The record is from the annotation of a GenBank genome assembly.